Molecule: messenger RNA, 939 nt
Organism: Manis pentadactyla (Chinese pangolin)
Lineage: Eukaryota; Metazoa; Chordata; Mammalia; Pholidota; Manidae
Product: olfactory receptor 52E4-like
Exons: 1
Coding region: 1-939 (312 amino acids)
Biological process (GO): G protein-coupled receptor signaling pathway
Cellular component (GO): membrane
Molecular function (GO): G protein-coupled receptor activity; olfactory receptor activity
Source: RefSeq, a predicted model, not a curated record
AUGUACUUCUCAAAUGACACCAAGUUCCACCCCUCUUCUUUCUUCCUGCUGGGAGUUCCGGGCCUUGAAGAGAUGCACAUUUGGAUAGGGCUUCCUUUCUGUUUUGUAUAUUUGACUGCCCUUGUUGGAAACUUCACUAUUCUGUUUGUGAUCAAGAUUGAACACAGCCUUCAUCAGCCCAUGUUUUACUUCUUGGCUAUGUUAGCCUCCAUUGAUCUGGGCCUGUCCACAUCCACUAUCCCCAAGAUGUUGGGCAUAUUCUGGUUUAAUUUAAAGGAGAUUAGCUUUGGGGGUUGUGUCACCCAGAUGUUCUUCAUUCAUAUGUUCACUGCUAUGGAGACCGUGGUGUUGGUGGCCAUGGCCUUUGAUCGCUAUACUGCCAUCUGCAACCCUCUGCGGUACAGACUGAUUCUCACUAAAAGAACUAUUGGUUUCAUCCUUGUGGUGGUGUUUGGCAUCAAUUUCAUUUUGGUUAGCCCUCUGGUGCUUCUUAUCUUGAGGCUUCCCUUCUGUGGACACCAUAUAAUACCCCACACAUACUGUGAGCACAUGGGAAUUGCUCGGCUGGCCUGUGCCAAUAUAAAGGUAAACACGGUAUUUGGACUAAUCCUUGUAUCAAUGGUGUUUGUUGAUGUGGUUCUGAUUGUCAUCUCCUAUGUGAGAAUCCUCCAAGCUGUCUUUUGCCUUCCUUCUCAGGAGGCCAGACUCAAAGCACUUAAUACGUGUGGCUCCCAUAUUUGUGUUAUCUUAGCCUUCUUCACUCCAGCUUCUUUCUCCUUCAUGACCCACCGGUUUGGCAGAAAUGUUCCUGUAUAUGUUCACAUUCUCCUGGCCAACCUAUAUGUUGUUGUUCCACCUGCCCUUAACCCUGUCAUCUACGGUGUGCGAACUAAGCAGAUUCGGGAGAGGGUUUCAGUCAUCUUUUUUAAAAAAGGCUGA